Marasmius oreades (fairy-ring Marasmius) is the source of this 702-nucleotide messenger RNA. RefSeq lists its product as uncharacterized. The transcript is spliced from 4 exons. Gene Ontology annotation, molecular function: aldehyde-lyase activity. The coding region runs from base 1 to 702 and encodes 233 amino acids. Gene Ontology annotation, cellular component: cytoplasm. The record is from RefSeq and is a predicted model, not a curated record. NCBI's taxonomy places the organism in Eukaryota, Fungi, Basidiomycota, Agaricomycetes, Agaricales, Marasmiaceae.
AUGCCUGAAAACACGGUCAUUGACGCUAGCAAGACAACCUUUGGUGUAGGUAUCACCAACGGAGGAUUCUAUCAUGCUCGAACAGUGGUUCAAGCUAGUCCACAUAUCGAUUGGGUAAUCAUCGACUGUGAACAUGGAUUGACGUCGUUAAAUCCUGGAGUGGCUGAUCAGGUCGCGGCCAUUCAAGCUGAAGGAAAACCUGCUUUGGUGAGGAUUCCGGCGACAGGAGUGAGCACGGGGACAAGCUGGCAGAUCAAGUAUUGUUUGGAUGCUGGUGCGAAAGGUGUAAUCGUACCGAAGGUUGCUACCCCAGAGAAGGCCGCAGAAGUAGCAGCAGACUGUCGUUUCCCUCCAGUUGGUAGAAGAGGAUUCGGAAGCCCGUAUGGCCAUAUGAGCUGGAACAUGUCUUUUCAAGAUUACUUGGCCAAAGCCAACGACCAUAUACUCUGCAUCGUGCAAAUAGAGACGAAGGAAGGUAUGGAGAACCUUGAAAAGAUUGCAGCUGUGGACGGCGUCGAUGUUCUAUUGCUGGGUCCUGCGGAUCUCUCGAUGGCUUAUGGAUAUUCAAUUCCCAACCCUGAUCCUCAUCCAGAGGUAGAGAAGAUGAUCCAACGUGUUAAAGACGUUGCCCAUGCUUCUGGGAAGACAUGGCGAGCCUUUCAUGCUACUCUUUUGAAAAUUUCUGACCCAGGUUCAGUAUGA